AUUAUUAUUGAUUUAUUUUCCUGAAAAACACAUAUAUUAAAUAUUUAUAGAAGAAUUAUUAUUGAUUUAUUUUCCUAGGUCAGCUCAGGCAUUUGCUACUAUAAAAAUCACAAAUCAGCCAAUACUGUUUGCCCUCUUUCCCAACUCCUCUCCUCCCCAUUAUCAUUUGCCUUUCCGAGUUUCGAGGCGAGCGCAUCGCAGGACUCAUUAUACAGUUUUAUAAAUGGAAGAUCAAUACCGAUACCCGACCAUUGCCCAGAAGGUAGCCAGCCAGCUACAUCUCAGCUCCAGUCUCUCUCAGGAUGCCCAGACGCGCUAUGGAGCCUUCCCAAGGCCUGCUGUGUGCCAGAGGAAGUUUUCGUACGGAAAUUACACAAACGCAGGGUUGCAGUAUCCUUUCACCUGUAGAGCCACCCAGGAUCUCUCCUUGAUUUCUGCGAAUGCCUCGCCAGUUUUUGUUCAGGCUCCCCAAGAAAAGGGUUUUGCCAGCUUUGCUAUUGACUUUCUCAUGGGAGGUGUUUCUGCUGCUGUAUCAAAGACGGCAGCUGCCCCCAUUGAGCGUGUGAAGCUUUUGAUCCAAAACCAAGAUGAGAUGAUCAAGGCUGGUAGACUCUCUGAGCCGUACAAGGGCAUUGGAGACUGUUUCAAGAGAACGGUUCAGGAUGAAGGAUUCGGGUCAUUGUGGAGAGGAAACACCGCAAAUGUUAUCCGUUAUUUCCCCACUCAGGCAUUGAACUUUGCAUUCAAGGACUACUUCAAGAGGCUCUUCAACUUCAAGAAGGACCGUGAUGGCUACUGGAAGUGGUUUGCCGGCAACCUCGCAUCUGGUGGUGCCGCCGGUGCUUCUUCGUUGCUGUUUGUUUACUCGUUGGAUUAUGCCCGUACUCGUCUGGCCAAUGAUGCCAAGGCUGCUAAGAAGGGUGGCGAGAGGCAGUUCAAUGGUUUGGUUGAUGUUUACAGAAAGACCCUGAAAUCCGAUGGUAUUGCUGGGCUUUACCGUGGGUUCAACAUCUCAUGUGUUGGUAUCAUUGUGUAUCGUGGUCUGUACUUUGGGAUGUAUGAUUCAUUGAAGCCGGUUCUUCUGACCGGAGGACUCCAGGAUAGUUUCUUUGCUAGCUUUGCCCUCGGUUGGCUCAUCACAAAUGGUGCUGGCCUGGCCUCCUACCCGAUUGACACUGUGCGUAGAAGAAUGAUGAUGACGUCUGGUGAGGCGGUCAAGUACAAGAGCUCUCUAGAUGCAUUUACUCAGAUCCUCAAGAAUGAGGGCACCAAGUCUUUGUUCAAGGGGGCCGGUGCCAAUAUCCUGCGUGCUGUGGCUGGUGCUGGUGUGUUGGCCGGUUACGACAAGCUUCAGGUGAUUGUGUUUGGAAAGAAAUACGGCUCUGGUGGGGCUUAAGUGAGCCUGUCCAGAUUCCUUUCUUAAAGAUAAAAUUAGACGGUGAUGAAAAAAGAAAAACAAUUAUUUUCUUUAAUUGGAGAAUUCAUUCAAGGGGAGUUUUGCUUUGCUGGUUUUGAAAUAAUUUGGAACUUUUAAGAGGGUUUGGAUCUGGUUACUACUGUUUUCUGUCCCUUUUUGAUGUUUUUCAUUCAUGCUUUUUCUUGGUUCUUGGAAACUUGUCCUGGGAGAGGUUACUUUCAGUUUUGCUGACGGAUUAUUUAUCAUACAUUCGCCCUGUUGUGCGGAAAUUGAAUUUUAUACCAUNUUUUUUUUUUUUUUUUUUUUUUUUUUUUUUU
Molecule: messenger RNA, 1734 nt
Organism: Striga asiatica
Lineage: Eukaryota; Viridiplantae; Streptophyta; Magnoliopsida; Lamiales; Orobanchaceae
Source: the annotation of a GenBank genome assembly